This is a messenger RNA of Mesitornis unicolor (brown roatelo), 561 nucleotides long. RefSeq names its product cell surface glycoprotein CD200 receptor 1-A-like. Gene Ontology annotation, biological process: regulation of neuroinflammatory response. The record is from RefSeq and is a predicted model, not a curated record. The annotation marks the transcript as partial. Gene Ontology annotation, cellular component: external side of plasma membrane. The transcript has 2 exons. NCBI's taxonomy places the organism in Eukaryota, Metazoa, Chordata, Aves, Mesitornithiformes, Mesitornithidae. Gene Ontology annotation, molecular function: signaling receptor activity.
GGAACAACAAGCUGUCAGUGACAGUAGGUAACAGUGCUGUGCUCACCUGCCCUCCCAGAUCAAAUAUAACUGUGGUAACAUGGAAAAUAAUCCCCAAUGUUGAAGGACCCUGCACCUUGGGAUACAGGGCUGAUCAGAACAAGACAGACAGAACAAACUGCAGCGACAGCAUGAACUGGAAAUUCAGACCAGACUGGAAUCCUGCCCUUGAGAUACAGAACGUGGGAGUAGCCCAUGAGGGAAAUUACACCUGCGAAGUAGCAGCCACAGAAGGGAAUUUCCACAAGACGUACCACCUGUCCGUGCUGGUGCCCCCCAGGCUGACCUUGUACUGUGAUGAGCAUGGGAACCUCAUGUGCGAGGCAGCAGCAGGGAAGCCGGCUGCUCAGGUCUCGUGGGCCCUAGAGAGCCACUCCACCCCCAAGGAACAAGGCCAUGACAACGGGACAGUGACUGUUCUCAGCAAGUUCACAGCCCACAGCACCAACAUAACUAAUGCAACCUGCGUUGUGUCCCACCCAGCUGGGAACCAGAGCGAGUCCAUAGCCUGUCCUCCCCCAA